Messenger RNA from Parnassius mnemosyne (clouded apollo), 999 nucleotides. Lineage: Eukaryota; Metazoa; Arthropoda; Insecta; Lepidoptera; Papilionidae. The record is from the annotation of a GenBank genome assembly.
AUGUUAUGGACUUGCUGCGUAUGUUUUCUGUGGUCUGCGCAUUUGGUUCUAGGUGAUGGCCUACUAUUCCUGUACCGUCCACGGGACAUCAGCAGCGAAUGCGCCAAUUCUCAACAUCUUCGCUACGACCUGUCAUUCGGAAUGGGCAUGUCUGACACCAUCACUUUGGUUUUCCGAACGCUGAGCACCUUCGACUACGAAUGCGAAGUGGAGCUGUCCACGGAGUCAAUAGAGGAACACUUGCUCGUGGUUAUCCGUUUCCCGAACAGCAUUGCGCACAACUGCGCGUACAAUCGCAACGCGUUCACCAUACUUGAUAAGAGCAAGUGCCGGCGCCUGUGCGACAUGGUGGGACAGCAGGAUUUUUCGUCCCCGUACUAUACCAUCCCGAUACGGAGGAGUAUACACUUUCGAUUCAUUAGCAACAGCAGUGUCAACUUCGAUAUGAAUGCAAACUUGUACCAGGUGACUGCGACGGCCGCUCGUAUAGCGCCACCUCGCGGCUGCAGCCUUCGUAACGAGACCUCGUGCAAUAUAUAUAGCGUCGACUACUGCUUCACCAGCGGCGUGGUUUGCGACGGCAUCAACAACUGCGGCGUCGCUGACUGGUUCGACGAGCGCAAAUCGCAGUGCAACCUCCCCGUGGAGAAAUUGAGUUACGCGCCUGUGGUGGCAGUUAUGGCAGCUGUUUUUUGCACCCUACUCGUAAUAGGGCGUGGCAUACUUUAUUGUCUGCCCUCAAUUUCCGACUCGUUCUUCAUCUUCAACGCAAAUGAGGACAAUCGUCUCUGUAUCGAUACAGUUUUCAAGUCGCCUGAGUCGCGUCGUGUUAGCUCGGACAUCAUUAUAAGGACCUCUAUCAUACCGAGGCCAAGGCGCGAUUCCGAGCGGAAUUUCACCAUGAGAUCGGUCACCACUACUCUGGGGAGGAGGUUAAAGAGUGUUACUGGGUACCACAGGAAGACGCCUAACGCCAUUGGGCAUGUAAAAGAUAUUUGA